AUUCCCUCUCCAAUCAAUUGUGCAAGCGUGUGCGGAGCAGAGCGCAACUGGGGAACUUGGAAUCUCACUAAAUCUCACAGCAAAUCCCUUUAGCUGCGAGUUGACAUGGCUUGACUGAUCUCUGCGGGACGUUUCAGGAAAUGCAACAGGUGGAAGAGCCGACGGAAUGAACUCUCCUGUUAGCGUCCCAGGCUAGCUGCUGUACACAGUCUACACUCUUCAAGGUGCCUGUGGGCGUCGGACAGGGAAACUACUGCGCAACCUUUCACACGGUCAGGUGGCACCAUGGAUGACAACAGCCUCAGUGACUCCAAUGUAAAGGUCGCUGUUCGUGUGCGGCCCGUGAACAGGAGAGAAAAAGACCUAAAGACAAAAUGUGUGGUGGAGAUGGAGGGGAAUCAGACAGUUCUGCAUCCAGCCAUCACCAGCAUGAACAAAGGAGACCCCCGGUGUCAGCCAAAGGUUUUUGCCUAUGACUACUGCUUCUGGUCAAUGGAUGAAUCUCAAAAAGACAAGUUUGCAGGUCAGGAUGUAGUGUUCCAGUGCCUUGGGGAGAGUCUGCUGAACAAUGCCUUCAUGGGCUACAAUGCCUGCAUCUUUGCUUAUGGACAAACAGGCUCUGGGAAGUCGUACACCAUGAUGGGCUCAGCGGAACAACCUGGUCUGAUCCCUCGGCUCUGCAGCUCCCUGUUUAGCAGGAUAGUGCACGAGGCCCGGGAGGGAGAGAGCUUCACAGUGGAGGUCUCCUACAUGGAGAUUUACAACGAGAAGGUCCGAGACCUGCUCGACCCCAAAGGAAGUCGACAAGCGCUGAGAGUGAGAGAGCACAACGUUUUUGGGCCUUACGUUGAUGGCCUGUCUCGCCUGGCUGUGGCCAGCUAUAAGGACAUCGAGUCUCUGAUGUCAGAAGGAAAUCAAUCUCGCACAGUGGCAGCCACAAAUAUGAAUGAAGAGAGCAGCAGAUCUCACGCUGUUUUCAACAUCAUCCUCACACACACACUCAUGGACCUACGGUCUGGGACGAGAGGAGAGAAGGUGAGCAAGCUGAGUCUGGUGGAUCUGGCUGGCAGCGAGCGGGCAGCGAAGACUGGAGCAGCGGGGGAACGGCUCAAAGAAGGGAGCAACAUCAAUAAGUCUCUCAGUACUCUGGGUUUAGUUAUCUCGGCCUUGGCUGACCAGGGAGCAGGGAAGAACAAGAGCAAGUUUGUUCCCUACAGAGACUCUGUGCUCACCUGGCUGCUCAAGGACAGCCUGGGAGGGAACAGCCGCACGGCCAUGGUCGCCACCAUCAGCCCCGCUGCGGACAACUACGACGAGACGCUGUCCACCCUGCGUUAUGCCGACAGGGCCAAGAGUAUCGUCAACCACGCCGUGGUCAACGAAGACCCCAACGCCAGGAUCAUCCGAGAGCUCAGAGAGGAAGUGGACAAACUGAGGGAGCAGCUCACUGAGGCUGAGUCUAUGAAGGCACCCGAGCUGAAGGAGCGGCUGGAGGAAUCAGAGAAACUGAUCCAAGAAAUGACGGUCACCUGGGAGGAUAAACUCAGGAAGACUGAGGCUAUUGCGAUGGAGCGUCAGAAGCAGCUGGAGAGUCUGGGCAUUUCCCUGCAGUCGUCUGGAAUCAGAGUGGUGGACGACAAGUGUUUCCUGGUCAACCUUAACGCUGACCCUGCCCUCAACGAGCUGCUGGUCUACUACCUGAAGGAGCACACGCGCGUGGGCUCAGCCAACUCGCAGGACAUCCAGCUGUGUGGGAUGGCCAUCCAAGCUGAACACUGCGUCAUCGACAUCACUGAAAUCAGCGGCGUGGUGCUCAGUCCUCACCGUAACGCUCGAACAUGUGUGAAUGGUGCUGUAGUCACCAGUCCAGUUCAGCUUCAUCACGGUGACAGAAUCCUGUGGGGAAACAACCACUUCUUCAGGAUCAGCCUGCCGAGGCAUAUGGUCCGCGCAGGGCGUGAGGAUGAGGAGGGCGCCCCUGCGAUGAAGACGUGUUUGAGCGCCGACCGGCUGGAUGUGGACUUUGAUGCGUCCAGCGACGUAUCGAGCGAGCUGAACUUUGGCUAUGAGUUUGCCCAGGCCGAAGUCAUGAUGAAAGGCAUGGGCAACAACGACCCCCUGCAGUCGGUGCUACAGACCCUGGAGAGGCAGCAUGAGGAGGAGAAGCGUUGCGCCCUGGAGCGGCAGAGGCAGAUGUAUGAGCAGGAGCUACAGCAGCUCCGCCAGCGGCUUACUCCUGAGAAACCCUCCCACCUCCUGGACCCGUCAGGCCUGUUGCCCAGCGCAGCCGUAACGUCACCCAGCACCCACAAACGCAUGCGGCGCUGGAGCGAGGACAGAGAAGCAAUGAUGACUCGCAGCCUGCGGCGUCUGAGGGAGCAGAUAGUUCGGGCCAACCUGCUGGCACAGGAGGCUGGCUUCAUAGCCGAGGAGCUUAACAAGAGGACAGAGUACCUGGUCACUCUGCAGAUACCUGCUGCCAACCUGGAUGCCAACAGGAAGCGCGAUGUAGUAUUGAGCGAGCCGGCCAUCCAGGUUCGCCGUAAAGGCAAAGGGAAGCAGAUCUGGGCUCUGGAAAAGAUGGAGAACAGGCUGGUGGACAUGAGGGAGCUCUACCAGGAGUGGAAGGACCUUGAUGAGGACAACCCUGUGAUGCGCUCCUAUUUCAAACGUGCCGACCCGUUCUUCGAUGAACAGGAGAACCACAGUCUGAUCGGUGUGGCCAGUGUUUUCCUGGCCUGCCUGUUGCAUGAUGUCAAGUUGCAGUAUGCAGUGCCCAUCAUCAACCAGAAGGGAGAGGUGGCAGGUCGGCUGCAUGUGGAGUUGUGGCGGGGUACAGAGAGCACUGAGGAGGAAGGUCCAGGACAGUUUACUCAGCAGAGCAUAACGGACGGAGAUCCACAGGAGCGCAAGCUGGACUGUGUGGUGAAAAUCCUCCAGGCCACUGGUCUGCCUCGCCACCUGUCCAACUUUGUCUUCUGUCAGUACCAUUUCUGGGGGCUGGAGGAGCCGGUGUUCAUCGCUCCAGAGGUGGCGCCAUCCAGCUCGUCCUCUGACUCCAGAGACCCGCAGUGCACCGUGGUCUUUGACAACGCCAAGGAGUUGUCUGUGCCAGUGUCGGAGGAGUUUGUGGAAUUUUUGGCCGAGGGGGCGGUGGCCAUUGAAGUGUACGGCCACAAGCAGGCCAACCACCGCAGGAACCUGGCACUGUGGGACCUCGGAGUGAUUCAAGCCAAGACCCGAUCGCUCAGAGAAAGGUGGAGUGAGGUGACCCGCCAGCUGGAGCUAUGGGUGCAGUUGAUGGAGCUGAACGAGGCAGGAGAGUUCACAGCUGUCGAGGUUCUUCCUGCUAAAGACGUGCGCACAGGAGGGAUCUUCCAGCUCCGACAGGGUCAGUCCCGUCGGGUCCGGGUGGAAGUGCGUUCUGUACCAGACUCUGGCACCAUGCCCCUCAUUGCCACCUCCAUCCUCUCUGUGUCCAUUGGAGACGUCAAGGUUCGACAGGCGCGUCCCUCCAGAGGCAGCGAAUCACAAUGGGAACGGGAUGAAGAAAUGGACAGCUACCAAGAGGUAGACCUGGAGAGGUUGAGGGAACAGUGGCUGGUCACACUCACUCAGAGACAGGAGUAUCUGGACCAGCAUCUACAGAAGAUAGUUUGCAAACCAGAUAAGUCGGAGGACGAUGUUGAAAGGGAGUCCCAGCUGCUGGAGUGUCGUCUGACGCUCACCGAAGAACGCAACGCCGUUCUGGUGCCAUCAGCUGGCAGUGGCAUCCCUGGAGCGCCGGUGGAGAGGGUUCCUGUCCCUGGAAUGGAAACACACAUUCCUGUCCUGUUCCUAGAUCUCAGUGCUGAUGAUUUCCAGUCCAGUCUUUCAGCCCCUUUGGCUGGGGGGCUGGAUGCGUUACUCAGUGGGGAGGAGGAGGAGGACUUCUUUGACCUUCAUAUUGUUAGACACUAUGAUUCAGCGGUGAAGGUGGAGGCUUCCUGGGACUCCACGGUCCACGAGUGCCCCCAGCUCAGUCGCGUGACGUCGGCUGACCAAAGGGCCUACCUGACGGUCAGCACGGUGGUACAGCUGAGCCACCCGGCCCACAUGCAGCUGGUGCUCAGGAAACGGAUCUGCGUUAACGUCACCGGGAAACAGGGUUUUGCUCAGAGCCUGCUGAAGAGGAUGUCUCAGCGCAGCACCAUCCCCGGCUGUGGGGUCACCUUUGAAAUUGUUUCUAACAUCCCAGGGGACAUCCAUGGUCCAGAGGACAGGGAGAUGUUGGCCAGGCUGGCUGCCAGCACCGAGAACGACCAGUCGGCUGACAGUGAGGCGGCCAUAGAGAAAUACCUCCGCAGCGUCCUUGCUGUGGAGAACAUCCUCACCCUGGACAGACUCAGACAGGAGGUGGCUGUGAGGGAACAGCUGGCGGUCAGAGGGAGCCCCAGACGCUGCCUGAGCUCUCCAAACAUUAACCGGUUAAGAGACCGGCUGUCAGCCAGCAGUCUGGAUCUCUACUGCUCCACUCAUAAGCUCAAUGACUACAAGGGCUGGGAGAGCCACCAGGACCUUUCUGUGGCGCCUCCUUUGUCUAGACGCACUCUGCCCAGCGCCCUAUCCCAGAACCUGAACACAGAGACAGUGAAGGCCGUACCCAAGCUGCUGAAGUCUCUGCUUCCUGGUGGGAAGGAAGAUAGUGGAGACCAGACAGCUGUCCAUCAGCAGAGUUUGCCUCGCAUCAUGGUGCAGUCAGCCAGUGUUGAAGAAGGCAUGAGCAAACAUCAGCAGCCAGUUCCCAUUGAGGAAAUCAUUCCUCCCAGCCUCCAAACAGAGAGCCCCAGAUCUGUGCCCCUCCCACCGCCAAUCAUCCCAGAGACAGAAGACUCCGCCCCCAGCCCUGUCAGCGAAGCAUCGAGCGGAUACAUUUCGACUAGCAUAUCUGCAGCCACUCUGUCAGAAGUCUACACACUGAGCUGGGACCUGCCUCCGUCGUCCGGCUUUGAGGCGGUGCCAAAUGAAGAGGAAGAGGACAAUAAAGUGACACAAUAUGACACUUAUCCUGAAUCUUUUCUCAGGGACCAAUCAGAGCCUCAGGAGUCACUGCUGGUUUUGAACAAUAACGCAGCUCAAGAGAGGACCGACUUGCCACCGUUCAAACUUGACUGUACUCCAUCAGAUACAAACCUGAGUCAACAAGAACCAAAUCAGGCUCCGUCAGUCCAGUUGAAGGAGCAAGUAAAGCCCGAUUCAGUUGCAGAAUCAGACUUACCAUGCCAGACCAAACAAAAGCAAGACUCGACAAUUGGCCUUAUUGGAUCAGAAGAACUGGACAACUCUGAGCCACCUAAAGAUUCCUUGUUAGAACAAGAGAAUGAAACCAAACGGACAGAAUUUUCAGAAACGGACCACUCAAAACCAGAACUGUCAGUUAACUUUGAAACACAAUCGCCUGCACAAGAAGGUCAAAGCCAGUCUGAAACAAUCGCCCCACAGCAGCCCGAGCAAGACCAAACAACCUUCAGCAGCGCUCAAGAUCAAGCUCCAAACUUGACCUCAGUUGUGUCCGAUGAUGUCUUGGUUCCAGCUCCUGCCCCAUCUGGAGAUCUGAUGCUUCUAGCUUCAUCUGAGGAACAAGCCACUUCUGAGGACUCAAACCCAAAUGGCACCUCCAUCCCAACUUUAUCCUCAACCACACAUGAAGUCCAAGAGGAAGCACCUGCAUCUAGAAAAGCCUCUCCAGCUCCUUUUCUGGCCAGUGCUCAGCCUUCCAAACCUGAUGCCUCGGUGGCAAACCCCUUCAAGAUCCAGAAAGUGAAGUCUUCAGGCCUCAAGUCCUUUCAGCGUAUUCUGGGGGAGGAGGAGAAGGAGAAGGAUAAGCUUACGCAGGUGGGCCGGGCCAGCAGCCUUGGGACAGGACUUAACCUCUCUGUGCCGAUGGAAAGCCUGGAAAUUAUUUCCGACUCUGAGGAAGGGGAUUCAGCUGCCUCUGCAGUUCUUCCUGAGUGGUUGAAAGAAGGGGAGUUUGUGACUGUGGGAACCAAUAAGAGCGGCAUCGUCCGUUAUGUUGGACCCACGGAUUUUGCAGAGGGUACCUGGGUGGGAGUGGAACUGGAGGUACCAGCAGGGAAGAAUGACGGUUCAGUGGGUGGCAAACAUUACUUCCGCUGUAACCCUGGUUACGGCGUGCUGGUAAAGCCAGACAGGGUGAGCCGGGGUGGCGGCAAGCGCCGUCGCCAGCAGCAACAGCAGCAGCAAAAGCGCCGUAGUGCCAACCUGUCUGGAUCCAGCCCGAACCUGGCAGCCCUUACCGCUCUGGCCAAAGGUGAAGGUGGUGCGGCACUAACUGUCCGCAGCAGAGGAGAGAACCGCAAGUCAUGGAACACUUGAGAAGUUCAGUGUCUGCUAAAAGGCUAAUUGCUGGAUUACCCACAUGCAGCAGUUGGUUGAUGAAAGGGUAAGCUUUUAGAAAGAGUGACAAUAUAAUCGUGUUUUAUUUGGGCAAAUUCUUGGGACAAGAGUCACUCCACACUCCUAUUGACAAAGGGAACCAUCUCACCCAUCAGAUGUUCAUCACUCAUCAUCUGUUAAAGGACGGUUUCUCUACCUAAUGUACUUAGAAUUUACAAUAUUUUUCAAUUACCAUCAGAAAAUGUGAAUGUUUUUAGAUAUUUAGAUGCAAAUUUCUCUUCCAUGUUAAAGGGUAGACGUCUCAUUUUGUAAUGGAUUUAUUCCAGUGAAAUUAGAUUACAAUCAAAGGACUGUCUCAAAAUCAGCACGUUAUUUUUUUCUUAGUAAGUUAUAAAUAAAAGUAUAUUUGCAGAUGGGGUUAUGUGUUAUUAAACAUAAAUCUAAAGUGCACUGUGUUACUGUACACUGUGAACCAGGUUAAACACCUUCAUGUGCUCAUAUUUCUACUGUUCAAAAUAUAUUAUGCAUGUUUGCAUGCAUCAACUUACUUUAUACAUAUUGGUGUUGUUGGAUUGGACUGUAUGACUGUUUUAAUUAUUGUGCCUUGAAAUAUUGCGACUACUACUCAGCGAAUGUGCCUUAGUGAUAUAUCACCAAAUUCUGUGCUGCUGGUAGGUUAAACUGUUUAACUGGAGCUUAUUUUAGCUCUUGAAUGUGUAUUUCUACUGUUUUAGGAUAAAACUUAGUUCCUUUUUUAACGCUUUGUCUCCAAGCAAGUGUGUCAAGAUUGAUUGGAAGUUACUUAAUUUUAAAGCAAGAUGAGUUUAUGCAAGUUUUGAAUUUUGUGCAUUUGGGAACCUGUUGAUUUGUACCGGAUUAGGAUUUUUUUUGGUUGUAAUGCAUUUAGUAUACAUUUUCCCCCCUGGAAAAUAAGACCUUAAUAUGACUGCCUGAAUGUGUAUUUAUUUAAAGAUGAAGACAUGAUAUUGAUAAUGAAAAGCAAAAUCAACUUUUUAUAUUGUUAAAUAAACUUCAUUCUUGCUCUAGUCAA
Messenger RNA from Micropterus salmoides (largemouth bass), 7447 nucleotides. Its product is annotated as kinesin-like protein KIF13B. Gene Ontology annotation, molecular function: microtubule binding; ATP binding; microtubule motor activity. NCBI's taxonomy places the organism in Eukaryota, Metazoa, Chordata, Actinopteri, Centrarchiformes, Centrarchidae. The record is from RefSeq and is a predicted model, not a curated record. Gene Ontology annotation, cellular component: adherens junction. Gene Ontology annotation, biological process: regulation of protein localization; microtubule-based movement.